Molecule: messenger RNA, 744 nt
Organism: Pyrgilauda ruficollis (rufous-necked snowfinch)
Lineage: Eukaryota; Metazoa; Chordata; Aves; Passeriformes; Passeridae
Gene: DCTN6
Product: dynactin subunit 6
Exons: 3
Coding region: 341-586 (81 amino acids)
Biological process (GO): mitotic spindle organization
Cellular component (GO): dynactin complex
Molecular function (GO): dynein complex binding
Source: RefSeq, a predicted model, not a curated record
UCAGUUCCCUAAACAUUCCCAGUAUCCCAACGCGGGCCGAAAGCCCCUGGUGCCCCCAAACACGGGGCUCGCUGUGUGUUUCUCAAGCACGAACACGCAGGGCGCUGUGUGAACCCCCAAACACGGGGCUCGGCCUCUCCUUGCAGCUGCCCGGCUCUUCCUCACCUCAGGCGGGUGGAGCCGGCCCGGGGCCUUCCCGGGGAUCCCGGUGAUCCCGGUGUACCGGGGCAGCGGCGGCGGCCGCGCGGUGGCGCUGCGGGGCUGGCCCCGCCCCCGUUGCGCUGGCCACGCCCACCACGGCCACUGGCCCCGCCCCGCGCAGGCGCGGCGGGCCGCGGCCAUGGCGGAGAAGGCGCAGAAGAGCGUGAAGAUCGCGCCGGGCGCCGUGGUGUGCGUGGAGAGCGAGAUCCGCGGGGACGUGACCAUCGGGCCCAGGACCGUGAUCCAUCCCAAGGCCCGCAUCAUCGCCGAGGCGGGGCCCAUCGUCAUCGGAGAGGGGAACCUGAUCGAGGAGCAGGCGCUCAUCAUCAACGGGUCCGUGCGGCUCCCGGGGGGGCUUAAAAACCACGGGGAGGUAGAGAUUUAAAAAAAAAAAAAUCACCAGACUUCGUGCUUUUGUGUGCACGUGUGGCACUGUGGCUUGGGGGGAAGCCGCAGCAUCAGAGAAUUAUUAAAUAUUAAGUGUUUGAAGGGAUAUCUUCCACUGUCCCAGGUUGCUCCAAAGCCUGUCCAACCUGGCCUUUC